Messenger RNA from Sciurus carolinensis (gray squirrel), 768 nucleotides. RefSeq names its product LKAAEAR motif containing 1 (gene Lkaaear1). Lineage: Eukaryota; Metazoa; Chordata; Mammalia; Rodentia; Sciuridae. The record is from RefSeq and is a predicted model, not a curated record. Bases 74 to 643 code for a protein of 189 amino acids. The transcript is spliced from 4 exons.
UGGGCAACCGCGUAAACAAGCGAGAAGAAUUCAGGCCGAGUUGAAGAUUCCCACAAAGAACCGCCUAAAAGGGAUGCCGCCCCCCGCUGCGAAGUGCGCCAGUGAGCCGGCCGGGAAGAGCGCGGCAGGAGACGGGCCUCGAGAGGGGCGCGCCAAGCGGGUGCCCGCGACCGAGCCCCGCGAGCCAGGCUGGACCCUGACGUUGGAGGGGCUGGCCGCCAUGAGCCCCACGCAGCGACACCGCCACCUGCUCUUCGGCGACCUGCUCAAGGACGUAGGCGCGGCCGCCUCCAUCUUCCCGCGCGAGUCGGUGGAGCUGGAGUACCUCAUGCCCAACCCCCGCGCCUGGACGCAAAGCGAGCUGCCCACCGAGCGCUGGAACCGGCUCCUGGGCGUCCUCAAGGCAGCCGAGGCUCGCGGACGAGUCCGCGCGCUGCGGCUGCGCUACACCCGAAUGCGGGCGGAGGAGAUUGCGCUCCUGAUCCAGCGGCAGGGCUCAGCGCGCGCCGCCAUCAGACUGGAGACGCUCCUGCCGCCUCAGCUGAAACCCACGCGGAUUCCGGACCCUCUGGAUCGGCAAGAGCGGAGGCGCGUGGAGACCAUCCUGGAGGAGACCGUGGAUGGCAGCAUCUUCCCGCGAUGACAGUGACCCAAAGUGUGCCCCCGCACCCUCGGCCUUACAUAAAGUUCUUCUCCCAGGACUCUCUUGUCUUUCUGUUGGCCUCCCUGAACCCCCACAGGGAAGGGAAGAGGAAUAUAAACGCUGCC